This is a messenger RNA of Funneliformis caledonium, 644 nucleotides long. NCBI's taxonomy places the organism in Eukaryota, Fungi, Glomeromycota, Glomeromycetes, Glomerales, Glomeraceae. The record is from the annotation of a GenBank genome assembly.
UAGUUGAUAUGCAAGAAUCGCUUCGUAACGAGGUUAUUGAUAUUAUUCCAAACGUGCAAUCAAUUGUCAAAACUUGUCACGAAAAAGAGAUUCCCGUUUUUUGGACACAACAUGGUCACAGAAAUCUCCAAUUUGAUGGAGGUGCUGUGGGACGAUGGUGGGGAGAAGGUAGUAUAAGAUGGGGCUCUGAAGAAUGGAAAAUUUUGAGAGAAUUGCAGCCGUUCAUUUCGCGAUCUUCAACCUCAAGUGAUACCCUUGACUUCGUUAUCAAAAACAAGACUCGUUAUAAUGCUUUUUUUAAAACCGAACUUGAUUCCUUACUCAUUUCUCUUGGUAUUGAGACACUCAUAAUCGCUGGUGCAGAGACAAAUUUAUGUUGUGAAGCAACUGCAAGAAGUAAGUACAUUUUAAUGAAUUAUGGAGGAAGGUUAAGGAUGAUUAAUGGUAUUAUUCCACAAUAUAUGAUUCGGUCUGUACGAGAAGUGGUAUGUGGUUUUGACCAUGAUUAUAAUAUUAUUUUCCUUAAAGAUGCAACUGCCACUGAGAACAAAGAGAUGCACAAGGCAACUUUGCGCAAUUUAAAAUAUGGAGUGGCCAAAAUCUCUACUGUUACUGAGGUUAUUGAAUGGCUUGACAAACGUUAA